Lindgomyces ingoldianus is the source of this 2002-nucleotide messenger RNA. Its product is annotated as FYVE-domain-containing protein. Bases 431 to 1894 code for a protein of 487 amino acids. NCBI's taxonomy places the organism in Eukaryota, Fungi, Ascomycota, Dothideomycetes, Pleosporales, Lindgomycetaceae. Gene Ontology annotation, molecular function: metal ion binding. The record is from RefSeq and is a predicted model, not a curated record. The transcript has 2 exons.
CACCUCAGGCCGUUCGACUUCUUUUCUAUUCCCUCAUCUUCCUCCACCCUCCUUUCUAAAGCGGCACUCUCGAUCCGCAACAUCCUGAGAGUGCACGCUAUCUUUGCUUUGUCAGGAGUUUUGCUUUUCUCGCUUUGUUGACUCGCACUUCCACCGCCUGAGCAUUAUAUUGACCCCUCCACGUCUGUUAGCCUGAGCAAACGCUCCUGACAAGCCCCCUUUCAACCACGCUGCGGCUCGCGGACUGGAGUAGCUUGUCCUAGGGCCAAUCACUCUCGCCUGAAACUGCUUCCGGUCUUUCCUCGCAUCUUCAACGCUACCACCUCCCGCCUCCAAACGGCUUCCCAGCUUCCAAACUGCCUCCAGCGGCCACUUGAUUCUGUCGGAACCCAUAAGACUCCGCCUGCUCGAACGAGCAUGUUGAGCCUUAAUGGAACCCCCUUCGAUGGUCACUUUGCGUGAGCAGGCUGUUGCUCGUCCACUGCCCCAGCCCCCCUCCACCCAGAACACACCAGCAGCCAUGGAGAGUGCAGGCAGACGGGAGAGCGAUGUGGCCUUGCCGCCGUGGCAGCCAGACUCAGACGUCACACACUGUCCUGUCUGUGGGAGUCAGUUCACACUAUUCUAUCGUAAACACCAUUGCAGGCGAUGUGGUCGCGUCGUUUGUAGCGCCUGUUCUCCCCACCGCAUCACAAUCCCUCAUCAGUUCAUCGUUCGUCCGCCUUCCGAAGCUAUGGGCACGAUUCCAGGCCUUGUUCGCAUCGAAACAGAUUCCAGCGUGGUUUCUCGCAACCCUGCACUUGGAGGUGGACAUGAAGUGCGCGUCUGCAAUCCCUGUGUACCUGAUCCGAACUUCAGCCCACCUCCUCAGUAUCGCGAGCGAGACGACUCCGACGGUCGAUACACUCUUCCACCAGAACAAGGCUUAGCCCCAUAUCGAUACCAGUCCGCCCCCCACCCCCGGGAUGAACCGUUCCACAGGCUGCCUUACAUAGCUCCUGAACGAUAUCCUCUUCGUCGUCGCGAGACGCGCCCUCCAGAUAUCUACCACACUGAACAUAUGAGGUAUCUCACCUCCAGAUAUGCCCCACUGAACCGGGAACCAACAUCUCAGCUCCAAGCUCGACAGGCCACUCAGCAACCAGCCCAGCUCCAGCAAGAGCUCCGCCAUCCAUCCGUCCCUACCCCAUCAUCUCCUUUAUUACCGCCACUAUCAUCUACACCCGGCGUCCGACAAUCAAUGCAGCAUGUUCCCCGCCAAACCAAUCCCUGGUACGCCCACCCUCCGCCUGCUGGCACGCAUCCCAUUUACGGCUUCUACGACUCCUCCGAAAGCGUCUCCGACGCCAUGCGGCUCAUGGACAACCGCAUGCGGCGUCAAUCCCGAAUGACGGGCGUCCCCCUUGCCGAAGACGACACAUGCCCCGCCUGUGGCAAAGAACUACCACCCAAAGCCCCCGACGGCGAUACAUCUGCCCGGGAACAGCACGUCCGCGACUGCAUCGACGCUAUCUUCACCCCUGCCCUUCCCCGUUCCAACUCUCUUAGUGGAGGCUCUGCUCCCGAACGCUCGCCGUCGCGUGAAGGCCCGACGGCCCUGUCGCACUCUCACCAGGACGCGGAUAAUGGUGAAGGCUCCGCGACGGCAACGGUGCUAAAUCGGUUUUCAUUGAGCAGGCCAUCGAUGUUUGAAUAUACGGCUAGCGAGAAGGAUUGCUUAGACGGUGAUGAGAGCGGUAAGCCAGCAGAAUGCAUCAUCUGCUUUGAGGAGUUUGCCGCGGGUGAUGAGAUGGGGAGGUUGGUGUGCUGGUGCCGGUUUCAUAGGGGUUGCAUUAAAGACUGGUGGGAAAGGAAGGGGCCGGGGGCUUGUCCAACGCAUCAGUUAGGGUAUUGAGAGAUUUGGGGUUGAGAGGCGUUUAAAUGGGGAUACCCAUGUCAUUUUGUAGUUUGGGAAUGGAGGUGUUUGGUUUUUUGUGCCUACGUAGUAAUGCUAUACUGUAAC